AUGGAAGCAUUACAUCAACUUGAUAAAAGCGACAGCUUGUUAGGCCAUCAUCAUUAUGGCGCUCAAACUCUAAACUUCCAAAAGAGUGCAACCCAUUCAUAUCAAACUUGUUGCAGCAGAAAAUACAUUUCAGAAUUACAUGGUGAAGUUAUCUCUUCAAUUUUGACAGAACGUGAAAUUAAAGUUAACAAACUGUGA
Clunio marinus is the source of this 198-nucleotide messenger RNA. The record is from the annotation of a GenBank genome assembly. NCBI's taxonomy places the organism in Eukaryota, Metazoa, Arthropoda, Insecta, Diptera, Chironomidae.